Molecule: messenger RNA, 579 nt
Organism: Diversispora eburnea
Lineage: Eukaryota; Fungi; Glomeromycota; Glomeromycetes; Diversisporales; Diversisporaceae
Source: the annotation of a GenBank genome assembly
AUGCACCGGGCUGCCGAAUACGAUAAUACAAUGUUUACAGAUUCUUCACCAGCGGAAACAAGUAAUAACGAAUCCGAGAAUCGUGGAGCAACUAGUACAGUCAGAAGUAUUCAAGAUUUACUUAAUCCUGUUAGUCGGUCUCCUGGAAAACGAGAGGAAGGUGAAAUAGACACAACUGGUGGAACGCCUUCCGAAGACCAGCUUUCACCUUUCAAAUUUGAAGAACAAUUUGGAGAAGUAGUUGAUGAAGAACGAAAUAACAUACAGAGACUUAAUAUGCGUCAUCCACAGAAUUCAACAGCAGUCAGAGAUUAUUUUAAUAAAACUAUCGUGCCUAGCCUGCUUUCUGGAAUGAAGAAAAUGGUCAAAGAACGGCCACAAAAUCCUUGCGAAUUUUUAGGUCGUUAUUUAAUUGAACAUUGCGAUCACGAUCAUAACAAAGAUGAUUAUAGUAGUUCAGAUGUAAAACCGAAACAAGAAGAUAAUGACAAUGUUGAACCACGAGUUCGUCAGAAACAAAGGAGAGAUAGUAAUUCAAGUUUAGAAAUAGGGACAGAAAUGGAUGUUGACACGGCCUAA